Messenger RNA from Mugil cephalus (flathead mullet), 9366 nucleotides. It is a transcript of the gene plxnb1b, whose product is annotated as plexin b1b. NCBI's taxonomy places the organism in Eukaryota, Metazoa, Chordata, Actinopteri, Mugiliformes, Mugilidae. Gene Ontology annotation, molecular function: semaphorin receptor activity; protein binding. Gene Ontology annotation, cellular component: semaphorin receptor complex. Gene Ontology annotation, biological process: negative regulation of cell adhesion; regulation of GTPase activity; positive regulation of axonogenesis. The coding region runs from base 698 to 7537 and encodes 2279 amino acids. The transcript has 38 exons. The record is from RefSeq and is a predicted model, not a curated record.
CAAUAGCUGUAAACGUCGUCGUGAGUAAAGCGUGUGCAGUCAUGGUAUGUAGAGUAUGAACGUAGUAGCUAGCCACACGAGCUUGGUUGUAAAAGUUGCGGAAAGCACUUGAAGGUAGCACGAUACCUCUCUUUGCCAAACCCCUCAUUACGCCUGUGGAGAGCUGAUCACUGAGCGCAGCAUCAAACUGUUCCCAACGCUACAUACGGGGCAGAGACCUGCCGAGUGAAAGCCAGCAGAGCAAAGAAAAGAAAAUAGACUUUUUACAGCACGGACUAACGACACUGAUUUUUUUAAAUUACCAUUUUUAAACGAGUGGAUACGUGCGUAAACCAGCGAAAGUUUGAUAACUCCGGGGAAAUGUGUCGGGACAGGACGACACUGUAAUCUACGUUAUCGUAACCUCGAGGGAGGAAUAACAAACGAGCACCGGCUGCAGGCAAAUGGAAAGUCGUUGAAUGAAGCUACUGAAAGUUUGCUGCUCGGAGGACUGGACGGCGUCCUGACUGAGUUUGUGCACAAUGCAUGGCCUGGAUUAAAUCUCAUGGGAACCAUGAAAGGAUUGAAAAUUACAGGAAAACACACUGAGCUUCCACAGGUUGUACCCAGUAGCAUGUCUGUUUAAACCUGAUCUGCUGGGAGGCCAAGAGGUGGACUACCUCUGUAAAACGACACUGGAAACAAAUGCUCUGCAGUUAUGCCUCCGGGGACGGUGCGUUGUCUUUCAGUGAUGCCAGUCCAAACACUGUUGUCUCUUCUGCUCGCCAUUGGCUGGCCGAUAACUUCAUUUCCCAGUGGUGUUGUCCGAGGAUCAAACUCCUCCCCCUCUGAACUUUAUCCCACCUUCAUACGGAAUGACACUAUUUUUGAGCACCUGGCCAUGCAUCCUGACCCCACAGUAGGUUGGGUCUAUGUCGGGGCUCGAGAUCACCUGUUUCAGUUGAAUCGAUUCCUCCAGCUUGAGCUCCAGGCUGACACUGGACCCAUCACAGACAGCCGGGAGUGCCUACCUCCUGUAAUGGAAAGCAUCUGUCCUCAGGCAAGGGAAACGAGCAACCACAACAAGCUGCUGCUGGUUAACCCUUACUCUCUGGAACUUAUUACCUGUGGGAGUGUCAGCCAAGGAAUUUGCCAGAAGCGUAGUCUGCAUUCAAUAGAUACAGUGCUUUUCUCCACUGAGAGGCCAGUGGAUACUCAGUAUGUAGCAGCUAACCACCCCAAUGUUAGUACAGUUGGGCUGGUGGUUCGUUCACAUCCUGACAGGCAACCAAUGCUGUUUGUGGGGCGGGGUUACACCAGCAGCCAUCCACCUAUAUCUACACGUAACCUCGUUCAGGAACCUGUUUUCUCCUACGAGGAAACGGCCAAAUUGGCAGUGGCUGGCCGUCUUUCAGAAUAUGACCAUCAUUUUGUUUCUUCAUUCACACACCGUCAGCAUGUGUACUUCCUCUUCUACCGGCGCGACCUCAAGUCACAAUCUCGCGAGUACCGUACAUACAUCUCCCGCAUAUGUUUAGAUGACCAGGCCUACUAUUCUUACGUGGAAGUACCCUUGAUAUGUCGUUCCAGGGCAGGUAAAACUUACAACCUUCUGCAAGCUGUCCAGCUGGGGCUCUCCAAGGACAUGGUAGAGAGCCAAGGCUCAGAGAUUCUUCUUGGUGUAUUCUCUACUCACCUCGCUUCAUCAGCUUUGCCCAGUGAGGACUCAGCACUUUGCAUGUUUAACCUUAAAGAUGUGGAACGCAGGAUCAACUCUACCAGAGACCUGUGCUACACGAAGAUGGGUAAAGAAGCAGGAGUAGACGCAGCAUACAUUGAGUAUGAGGUCAAAUCCAACUGUGCCAACCUGCCAGAGAACACCCUGGAUGCCUACCCCUGUGGCUCUGACCACACCCCUAGCCCCAUGGCCAGUCGGAUUGCCGUGGAAAUGGAGACUAUAUUGGACAGCCCGUCUGCCCGUCUCACUGCUGUAGCUGUGAGCGUGAGGGUGGGACACACCAUCGCCUUCUUGGGAGACUCCAAAGGGAACCUCCACAAGGUGUUCUUGGGGCCUUACGGUGAGGUGCAGGAGUACUCUGUGAUCCCUAUACAGCAGAACGCAGCCAUCAGCUCGGACCUGAUUCUGGACCAGAAAGAGGAGCAUCUCUUCAUCAUGACUCAUAACAUGCUGCAGAAGAGGCCUGUAGCUGAAUGCCAGAAGCACCCAGACUGCCACUCCUGUCUGCUGGCCCACGACCCCUACUGUGGCUGGUGUGUGCUGGAGGGAAGGUGUGUGUUGAAGUCACAGUGCAGUCGUGGAAGCCAGCCAGGUCAGUGGCUGUGGAGCUUCGACAUGGAGCAGCAGUGUUUGGCUGUCCAUGACCUCAACCCUUCCAAUGUCAGCAGGGAGGAGAGCACAAUGGUGUUUCUGUCUGUCCCAGGACUUCCAGUUUUAGGAAAAGGUGAGUCCUAUUCCUGUGUCUUCCAGGACAGCCACAGUCCUGCCAUGGUCACUGGAUCUGGGGUCACCUGCCGUUCUCCUGACCCCAGCAAAGUGGGCAUGGUGCCUCCAGGAGUGGAUUCUGUCACAGUGACUUUGUCUCUUCGUUUUGGCGAUGUUACGGUCACAGCGAGGGAUUUCACCUUCUAUGACUGUACGGCUGUUAAACAGCUGUCUGGCAGUAUGCCUUGUCGUGGUUGUGUGUUGAGCCGAUGGGGGUGUAACUGGUGCAUUCACCAGCACUCGUGUACUCACAAGCCCACCUGUGACGAGGGAGUGAUCAUCUACAACCAACAUUUUAAACUCCCCACUUCAUCUCCCGCGACCAAAACUAUUAAAGUCACAACAGCAACGACCACAACAGCUGCCCCGACAACCACCACUAUGACAACCAUCAUGACUCCUCCCAUAAUGAUGACGACAACUACUGCCACAACAGUAACAACGGCAGCCCCCGUCACGGUAGCAGACACCCAGAAGCCAACGACGCCUGCCACACCCACUGCUCCAUGUAUUAUGACCUCCAGCCCCAAACUGACAGACCUGUCCACCACUCUGCCCCCUCAGCCUGCCAGCACCUGGCUACCCACCACACUGCCACUCCCAGAGGUCACUAGGAGCAUAGAAGAAGAAACUGAAGCGGAGGAGGUAGUUGUAGUCACUCAAGGUAACUCUAAAGUCACACCCAGUGUUGAUGUUGUUGUGGCAGCAGCAGAGUUGAUGCCCUUCACUGUGGCUGAUGGACAUCUGGUCUCUGUGCCUCUCGUGAUCCCGGGCUCCUCACUCCCGGACUUGAUGACAGAGUCUCCCCUUAGUGACAACCAGGAAGCUCAGGGAGAUCUGAUGCAAGCGGAGCCUCCCACCCUGGCAUCAUCUGGCUUCUCCCUGCCCACACCUUUCCCUGUGGGUGAACCAGCUGAUUCUGAUCCCUCUCUUUACAUGGACCGUACCCAGACUCCCAUGCUGCUCCCCCGACAUGACUCGGGGACUGAGAACCUUGACUCUGAAGUGCUCCUCUGGCCAGAAGAAGUGGAGAGCCAUGCCGACUGGGCUGACCAGUUGGAAAACGACACAGCUACUUUUUCAGCUGCCACCGUGCUCUCAGGUGAUGGUGAGGUAGACCACAGUCCCCUGUCCUUCCCCAAGCUACUGGACACUGAGUCAGAGUUGGACUAUCAGUAUGAUUCAGCUGAUGCCUUCCUCCCGGGGGACGAGGGCUCCUAUGUCACCUGGGGUUCCUCAGCUUGCCCCUGUGUGGAAAAGGUCCAGGGUUCAUCACUUCUCCCUGUCAAAGUGGAGAGGAAGAUCACUUUAUUAGCCCGCAACCUGCACCUCUAUCAGGACACAGACCUGGACUACGAGUGUGUCUUGGUCAUUGAGGGCCAGACGGUGGUGGUGGACGCAUACGUGGAGGUGGAUGACGGUAGUCCGUCGAACUUUGACAUCACAUGUCAACUACACCAGUACACAUACUCUGCUCCAGUGGAGGAAUAUAAUGCCAUGGUAUAUGUGAAGAGGAGGGAUACCUUCCAUGUGGACAGUUCUCCUGAUCUGCACGUGACUCUAUACAACUGCUCGGUGGGUCGGUCUGACUGCAGCCGCUGCCACACGGCCGAUCAGAAGUAUGGUUGUGUGUGGUGUGGUGGUCCACUGGCCAGGUGCUUGUAUUCAACCUCCUGCAGCGAACGUGUACAACAGACUUGCCCCGCCCCAGUCAUCCAUUCUAUCGAGCCCCUCUCCGGGCUGUUGGAUGGAGGCACCAUGGUGACCAUCUCUGGCUCCAACCUGGGCCAGAAGGCUGAAGACAUCCUCCAAUCUGUGACAGUAGCCGGUGUGCCCUGCACGGUCAUUCCCAGUCUAUACGAGGUCUCUUCCAGGAUUGUGUGCAAGACCAGACCAAGUGGAGGAGAGAUGGUGGGCCAUGUAUCUGUGAAAGUGAGUGGAGGAGAGUAUGGCCUGUCCAGCCAGACAUUCAGCUACCAGGACCCAUUUGUGAUGGGUGUAUCACCUGAAAGAGGCCCUAAAGCCGGGGGAACAUCCCUGACCAUCACCGGCCAGAACCUGCUGACAGGCCGCCCAUCUGACCUGGCUGUCACUGUGGGUGGGGUUCCCUGUAACAUUGUGUCACAUGUGCAGUGGUCCAGUGUUCACUGUGUGACGGGCAUCAGUAAUAAGACGGGAGAUCACCGGGUCACCCUACAUUAUGGCAGCAGUCAGCGUCACCUCCACACGACGGCCUAUCGCUAUACUCACAACCCUAACAUCACCCAUGCCACACCUGCCAAGAGCUUCCUUGGCGGUGGUCGACUCAUCUAUGUCUCAGGCCACAACCUGGAUGUGGUGCAGGAGCCCCGCAUGGUGGUGACCGUCUCUCCCUUUGAGUCCAUGAACCACAACAAAAGCAGGAAGCAGAGGAGGAGGAGGAGGAAGAAGAGGAGCAGUGUACAGCAGAGGAACAACACAGAGGUGACACCAGGAAGGCUGGCUAGAAUGGUUCCUGACCAUACCUGCUCUGGAGAUCCACUCUGUUCCGUGAAACAGUUCAUGGAGCGAUGUGAGGUGAACUCCUCCUCCCUCAUUUUGUGUCGCUCUCCAAUGGUUGACUCCUCCAUCUGGGGUUCCAAGGUCACAGUACAGUUUCUGUUGGACAACCUGUGCUUUGACUUCAGCAGAUUGAACUCACAGGUCUUCAGCUAUGAACCCAACCCCAAACUACAGCCCCUCAACCAGCAGGACCCCCAGAAGGCCUACCGCUACAACCCAGGAAGCUUUAUCCAGCUGGAGGGAGAAAACCUGGACCUAGCCAUCACUAAAGAGGAGGUUUUGGUGUUGGUUGGGGAGGGGGUCUGUGCUGUGAAGACCCUGACCAGAAACCAUUUGUAUUGUGAGCCACCACCACAGCAACCAGCUCAGGGACCCAAUGGGAAGAAACAAGAGGGCUCUGACAGUCUGCCAGAAUUCACUGUCCAAAUGGGCAACCUGAACUUUUCCCUUGGCAAGGUUCAGUAUGACAACCUGAGCCUGUCCACCUUCCCUCUGGAGGCUCAGAUUGGAGUUGGGGUUGGGGCCUCUAUUGUGGCCCUCAUCGUUCUCAUCAUCGUGCUAAUAUACAGGAGGAAGAGCAAACAGGCACUUAGGGACUACAAGAAGGUCCAAAUCCAACUGGAAAAUCUGGAGACCAGUGUGAGAGACCGCUGCAAGAAAGAGUUCACAGACUUGAUGACGGAGAUGAUGGACAUGUCCAGUGAUCUGGUGGGUUCAGGGAUCCCAUUCCUCGACUAUCGGAAGUAUGCUGAGCGUAUUUUCUUCCCUGGCCACCGUGAGUCUCCACUGAGGCGAGACCUGGACAUUCAGGAGUGUCGGCGGCAAACAGUGGAGCAAGGCCUCAUUCAGCUGUCCAAUCUUCUCAACAGUAAACUCUUCCUCACCAAGUUCAUUCAUACCCUGGAGAGCCAACAGACUUUCUCCCCUAGAGACCGAGCCUAUGUGGCAUCCUUGCUGACUGUGGCACUUCAUGGCAAACUCGAGUAUUUCACAGACAUCCUCAAGACUCUCUUGAACGACUUGGUGGAGCAGUACGUUGCCAAAAACCCCAAACUGAUGCUGCGAAGAACAGAGACGGUGGUGGAGAAACUGCUGAGCAAUUGGAUGUCCAUCUGCCUCUAUGCAUUCCUCAGGGACUCAGCAGGGGAGUCUCUGUACAUGCUGUUCAGGGCUAUAAAGCACCAAGUGGAUAAAGGACCGGUGGAUGCUGUCACCAGCAAGGCCAAGUACACCCUCAAUGACAACCGCCUACUGCGAGAGGACGUAGAGUACAAGACCCUGACGCUGAAUGUGUUGGUGCAGGGUGGUGGAAUGAACGAGAGCCAGCCCCUGCCCUCCAAAGUGCUGGACUGUGACACCAUCACACAGGUCAAAGAAAAGCUCCUGGAUCAGGUGUAUAAGGGCACAUCCUUCUCCCACCGGCCCCACGCAGACUCACUGGACCUGGAGUGGAGGUCUGGAGUUGCUGGUCAUCUCAUCCUGUCAGAUGAGGACUUGACAUCUGUGGUUCAGGGCAACUGGAAACGGCUGAACACGCUGCAGCAUUACAAGGUCCCAGACGGUGCAACGGUAGCGUUGGUCCCACGUCAUACGAAACACAUUCACCAUGACAACCAUGACUACGUAGCUGGAGAGAAGACUCCAAUGCUGGAGGAUGCAGAUGAAGGUGGAGUGAGGUUAUGGCAUCUGGUGAAAGCCAGUGAGGAGCCUGAGCUGCCUAAACACCGGAGAGGCAGCCUAAGGGAGAGAGAGAGAGCCAAAGCCAUCCCUGAAAUCUACUUGACCCGUCUGCUGUCCAUGAAGGGGACGCUGCAGAAGUUUGUAGAUGACCUGUUCACAGUGAUCCUCAGCACCAGCCGCCCUGUCCCGCUGGCUGUCAAAUACUUCUUUGACCUGCUGGACGACCAGGCAGGACAACAUGGCAUCUCUGACCCAGAGACGAUCCACAUCUGGAAGACCAACAGUCUUCCUCUGCGUUUCUGGAUCAACAUUGUGAAGAAUCCUCAAUUCAUCUUUGACGUCCAGACUUCAGACCACGUGGAUGCCGUUCUCUCCGUCAUUGCCCAGACCUUCAUGGACUCAUGCACCAUCGCGGAGCACAAGCUUGGGCGGGAUUCUCCCAUCAACAAGCUGCUGUAUGCCAGAGACAUCCCCCGCUACAAACAGAUGGUGGAAAGGUACUAUGCAGACAUCCGGCAGACUAUCUCCGCCAGUGACCAGGAGAUGAACUCUGCUCUGGCUGAACUGUCCAGGGUGAGGGCAGUGACACAUAUCACAGCCCACAGAAUAGAGAAAUGCCACUGUGACAUCUCAUGCAAAUGCUUUCUGUUUCAGAACUACUCUGGAGAGCUCAACUAUCUAGUGGCACUGCAUGAGCUGUACAAGUACAUCAACAAAUACUACGACCAGAUCAUCACGGCGCUGGAGGAGGACACCACAGCCCAAAAGAUGCAACUUGGCUACAGACUGCAGCAGAUCGCGGCCGCUGUGGAGAAUAAAGUUACUGACUUGUGACAGAGGAAACACCUGAACUAAAAAAAAAAGGAGAUAGACAAAUGGUACGAUAAACAGAUUCUUCUGCCUGUCCUCCUAGGAGGAAGAAGGAGAGUUUGGAGAUUCAAGAUGGCAUUAAAAUUCACAUCCCCAGCACCUUUUUUUUGUGGUAUCUGCCAAGGAUGCUUUAGUGAAUUCAGUCUGGAUGCUUUGAGGACAGCACACAGAAACUGAACAUACCUGGAUGAAGAUGGGACUGUGUUAACUUCAUGAAGAAACACUUGUUUUAUCUCUACAGAAAAACUUGCUAGAGUCGAAUCUAGAGUUGCAGAAGAAAAGCUUCUCCACUCCACAGCCAGCUGCCCUGAUCUGAAGACUGUUUAAUUUUAUCUCCUUGUUUUCCCUUUCCCUUCCAUCAGUUUUAUGAAGCAGUACCUCUUAUGCCUUGUGUGCUCCUUGUGUAUUGUGAUCUGUGAAUGUGUGUUACUGUGUGCAGUCCACAGUUGUCUUGGUUAUCAGUCUACAUGCUGUAUCUUUUUGGUUUCUUGUACAAAGCAGGGAAUUAGGGGGUUAUAUUUGCAAUCCUAUGGCAAGCAGUAUUUUUUUUUUUUUUUUAAACACAGAACACUGAACCUCAGCUUAAUCUUUCCACAUUUUAGAGUGAAAACUUGGUCAAAGCUUGCUUAAAGCAGUUGCCAUAGUUCAAUAAGUUUGUACACACACACAUUUGUUGUUCAUUAUGUUAUUUGUGUGACAUUGGUAGUCAGGGUGUGCUUGUUGGCCCGUUUUAAAGGUACUUCAAAGUUUCACUGAGGGUUUUUUUUCUGGCUUUUAUAGGUAAUCAUGUGGAAGUCACUGGAAAGAAGUUGAAAUUAAAGUGCAGUCAACUGCAAUGUUUUAUUGUGCAUUUCUAUUUUGUGCAUGCUUUAACAUUCCCAUUAGGUUAUUAAAUCACAGCUCAGAUUUAAUAGUUAGCACAGAUGAUAACACCCUGCACAUGUGUAUGGCUUCAAUUUCUACUGCUUCAGCAGGUGUGAUCGGUGUUAACACACUGUUCUUCUUCCAGAUAGAUCACAGAGACUUUUUUCUACAUGUUUCUCUGAUGUUUUUCUUAAUUAAAUGAUAAAAAGUGGUAUGGGCCUUAGUAAGAAUGGAUAUCAUUUGUCUGAUGCUGGUCUUCUGUUGGACUUUGUUUCUACUAGAUUGUAUUGUACUGCUCUAUUGCUGUUGGGGUGGGGUCAAACAUCCCAGAGGUAACUCUGUGAACAGAGGGAGGGUAAUUGGUGGAGAAACCGUCUUGUAUGGGGACAACUAUAUUUUCACAAAUGUGCAGUUUUUAACACACACACACACACACAGCUGGACCCUCUUUUACAAGUACAAGAAUACAACUUUGCUUUCCGAGUUUGUCAAGAGCUGAGUCCGAACAACAGACACCUCUCAAAAAGUAAUAUGGUUUAAUCCCCAGCUCUAAUUUUCAGUGACCAAAAGAAAUUACAGGGGAUACUAUUUGGAAAUAGCCUAUGGGUUUGACAUUACUAACAUAACAUAACAGCAACUAAAGACUCAUCAACAUUUUUUUCCUGCCAUACACUUAGUUUCAAAUGAGGUGAAACUUUGAUGAUAAAGACGCACUGUCUAAGUGAAAACUACACACAGUAAACGUUGUUAGACUAAAUUUGACAGUGUAGAGCAGGCUCUGCAAGGAGCAGUUUAAGGAUGUUUCUUAUUUGUUUGUUAAUAUCAUUGUACAUACUAGUCUGAUUUAAAACUGUAAACUGUAGCGAUUUAACCUGUUAAAUAAAAGAAGGUGGAAAUUCUCACAAUGUAAUAAAAGAUUCUUUAAAUUA